UAAAUAGAAACAAAUUAGGUAUUAAAAUAAUAAUAAGAAAAAUGUCUUUCUUCUUCAAUCUACGUUACAACUAUUUGAUGAAGAAUAAUAAGUGUCUUCAAUUGCUUAUUAAUUAUUUAUUGUUCAAGAACAACCCCAAAAGUAUUUAUUCUGUACAGCAAAAAAAAGGUUAUUCAAUAAUCACUCAAAGGCAAAAAUAUGAGAAAUCUUUUAUAUAUGAAUUAGUCGAUGAAUCUUCAGUAAUUUGUAGUGAAAAAUGUAGAACCAACAAAAAUUUUUAUAACAAUAACAUUUUCAAUAAGUUGGGCUUAGUUUUUAGUGCUUUAACAGUUACAUUAUGUCAAAGUACAAAUAAUAAAUUAGAUAGAAGAUUUCUUUUAGCUGCGCAUUAUGGUAAUACUAUGGAUUUGAAGACGGCCAUUGAUAGUGGUGUGAAUGUAAAUGUUAGGCAUCCACUUGGAUGGACAGCAUUACAAACAGCUGCAAUUAAUGGAAAAUUUGAAGCCGUAAAAUUUUUAAUUGAAAAUGGUGCUGAUAUUAAUGCAGGUGAUAAUUUUGUUAACAUUUAUAAAACUGCGGCUGAAAUGAAAAUACACCCAACAGAUGUGUUAAUUAAGAGAGAGGAGGAAUUCUCAGAUCGAUUAAUAGCUCGAGCAACUUUUAAAGGUUUCACAGCCCUUCAUUAUGCUGUUUUAUCACGUAAUAAGGCAAGUGUAAAAGCUUUAUUAGAUGCUGGUGCAAAUCCAACAAUUGAAAAUGAAGCUGGUCACAGAGCUGUAGAUUAUGCAUACAUGGAUAAAGAUAUUGAAGAUAUGCUUAUAAUGCAUGCUAUAAAAUAUGAUGAAAUCACAAAGGAAAAAGAAGCGGAAGAAAGAAGAAGAUUUCCUUUAGAACAAAGAUUGAAGCAAUAUAUUGUUGGUCAGGAAGGGGCAGUUUCCAUUGUAGCUUCAACUAUUCGAAGAAAAGAGAAUGGUUGGAUUGAUGGGGAACAUCCUUUGGUAUUUUUAUUUCUGGGAUCUUCUGGGAUUGGUAAAACUGAAUUGGCAAAGCAGUUAGCAUCGUAUAUACAUCGAAAUAAAGCAGAUUCUUUCAUUAGACUUGACAUGUCCGAAUAUCAGGAAAAACACGAAGUAGCAAAACUUAUCGGUGCCCCUCCUGGAUACAUUGGCCAUGAUGAUGGUGGUCAAUUAACAAAAUUAUUGAAGAAAUCACCAUCCGCUGUUGUACUCUUUGACGAAGUAGAUAAAGCACAUCCUGAUGUUCUUACAGUUUUACUGCAAUUAUUUGACGAGGGAAGAUUGACUGAUGGCAAAGGUAAAACAAUAGAAUGUAAAAAUGCAAUUUUUAUCAUGACAUCAAAUCUUGCUAGUGAAGAAAUUGCCAAACAUGGUGCAGAUCUACGCGAAGAAUCUGAGCAGUUAUUAAUAAAAAGACUAAAGGAAAAAUCUAACGAGGAUCAAGAACCGGAAAACAUAGAAAUUUCACGAAAUUUUAAGGAUCAAGUUGUACGUCCAAUUUUGAAAUCACAUUUUCGUCGCGACGAAUUUCUGGGCCGCAUAAACGAGAUCGUCUAUUUUCUACCAUUUUCAAGAGCUGAGUUAUUAAGAUUGGUUUCACGGGAGCUUGAAGCCUGGGCGACACGGGCUCACGAUCGUCAUAAGAUCGAGCUCAAAUGGGAUCGCGAGGUACUCGCUAUUCUUGCAGAUGGGUAUGACUCGCACUACGGGGCUCGAUCUAUUAAGUACGAGGUCGAACGUCGAGUUGUCAAUCAACUUGCUGCAGCUCACGAACGCGGACAAAUCGAUAAAGGCUGCUGUGUACAAUUGAAAGCUUUAUGGCAUGAAAAUGGAUCUAGUAUAGGAUUGUCUGUUAAACCAGCUGGUGUAAAGAACUUUGUUGAUAUUGUAGAUACCGAAAAAUUUAUAAAAAAAGUACAAUAAAGAAAUUCAAAUUGGGA
Molecule: messenger RNA, 1957 nt
Organism: Ceratosolen solmsi marchali
Lineage: Eukaryota; Metazoa; Arthropoda; Insecta; Hymenoptera; Agaonidae
Product: caseinolytic peptidase B protein homolog
Exons: 10
Coding region: 42-1940 (632 amino acids)
Biological process (GO): cellular response to heat
Cellular component (GO): cytoplasm; mitochondrion
Molecular function (GO): ATP binding; ATP hydrolysis activity; protein binding
Source: RefSeq, a predicted model, not a curated record